Messenger RNA from Sinocyclocheilus grahami, 1930 nucleotides. RefSeq names its product phospholipase D1-like. Lineage: Eukaryota; Metazoa; Chordata; Actinopteri; Cypriniformes; Cyprinidae. The transcript is spliced from 4 exons. Gene Ontology annotation, molecular function: D-type glycerophospholipase activity. Gene Ontology annotation, biological process: phospholipid catabolic process; regulation of microvillus assembly; regulation of vesicle-mediated transport. The record is from RefSeq and is a predicted model, not a curated record. Gene Ontology annotation, cellular component: intracellular membrane-bounded organelle; plasma membrane region. The coding region runs from base 80 to 796 and encodes 238 amino acids.
AAUAUUUUUUCCACAGAUGAAUAAGUUAUAAAGGUAAAUGACACAAUGUUUAUAUUUGGCUGAACUAUUACUGUAAACUAUGCCUUGUAAACAUCAAAUGAAACUGGAAUAUGAAUGUAUAAAAACCCCAAAACCAUUAGCUGUCUCUCUAUCUGUCUCUGCAGUGGGUGAUCAGUGGAUAAAUUACAUCUCAUUUGGGGGUCUGAGGACCCACGCUGAGCUGGAGGGAAGGCUGGUGACUGAACUGAUAUAUGUGCACAGCAAGAUGCUUAUUGCCGACGACAACACUGUCAUCAUUGGUUCUGCCAAUAUCAAUGACCGGAGCAUGCUGGGUAAGAGAGACAGUGAGGUGGCUGUCAUUUAUGAGGAUAUCCACACUGUGACGUCAGUGAUGGACGGUCAGGAGUAUCAGGCAGGACGUUUUGGAUUGAGUCUGCGGCUGGAGUGUUUCAGGAUGAUUCUAGGUGCCAACACUGACCCCAGCAUUGAUGUGACGGACCCUAUAAGUGACCAGUUUUACAAAGAGGUGUGGAUGACCACCGCUGCCCGCAAUGCAACCAUCUACCAGAAGGUGUUCCGCUGCUUGCCAUCCAGUGAUGUUCGGUCAAUUUUGGAGUUGGAUGGCUUCCUCUCUAAGCCUGGUUUGGAGAAAGAGGACCCUGCACGUACUCAAGAGGAGCUGAAGAAGAUUCGAGGCUUCCUGGUCCAGUUUCCUCUCCAGUUCCUCAGCGAGCAGAACCUUCUGCCACCCAUCGGAUCAAAAGAAGCCAUGGUGCCCAUGGACGUGUGGACAUGAGAGAACCUGCCCACAUCACCUGAAUAAAAUAAUAAACUGCAAAUCUAGCAGAUGUACCAGGAAUGACCUAAGCUUUCCUAUUGUUUAACGAACACUUCUGAGACAGAAAAUGAGGUCUGGAGGAGCUUCAGCCAUAAGUUGUUUACCCACUCGGAGUUAAGGACUCCAGACUGGUUUGCUUCAUCACUGUUUGAAGCUUGAUUGUUUAUAUAUUCUAAUACUAUGCAACUAAUAUUAUUUUUUAUGAACUAUUCCCAUAAAUUCUACAAAAUGGUGAUAUGGAUGCUUUUGUGAAGUCUUCAGUGUCCUCGGACACUUGAUUGGAUGCUGUAUAUUGGUUUCUUGUUCAUUAUUAUUGAAUGGUUUUGUGCCCUGUAACAUGCACUGAAUAUGUAUUAUUCUCUGCAUUGAAGUGCCAACUAUGUCUGUGUAACAUUUAUCUUUUCUCUAUAUGAAGUGUAAACAUUCCUUGUGUACUAUAUCUCAAUGUAAUUUAUUGUUCUGUGAUAGUGGACAUGGUCCAUUAAUUGUUGCUUUCCUAUGGUACAAAUUGCCAUGUUUUGGUGGCCUUAUUUGUUUACUGUGUUCUUAAUGCUGGGUAUGAACUAAAAUUCACCAAAGCAUUUUUCUAUUAUGACGAAACGAAGUUGAUUUUAUAAGAAUAACAGACUAGUAUUCAGAUUUAUCCCCAUUACUUGUCUAAAAUGUACAGUAAACUGUAAAAACAUGCUAUGCCUGGAGCUCUAAUGAAGUUUACUAACCAUUCUUGAAAUAAUGAAACCACUGAUCAUCAUAAUUCAUUUAGAAGUACUGAAUCAACUACAACGGCUAUGGUUUAAAUAACCUGUCAGGAUUUCCAUGUCACUGUAAAGAUUGCAGCAUGUGUGUCCCGCAUUCUGAAUAUGCAGCAAGUAUCUUCUAACAGUUGUUAGCCAAGCACUCAAAUGUCUGCACUGUUGACUGUGAUUCUGCACUUUUAUAGUAGUUCAGAAACUGAUUUCUGUUCUCUUUUUGUUUUCUUUUCCUCGUGUCUUUUUACUCCCCAAGAAUUGCAUUUUUGCACAAAAUAUGUAUCGUUGGGAUGUUUAUGAAACAUGUGAAUUGAUGUUAUAGAAAAUUAUUAAACCGUGAUUU